UGUUGCGCAGGCCUCGGUCCGUUCUUAAUUUUUUUCCCAGUUAGAUGGCCACCACAUUGACUUCCGGUUACGUUGCUCAGUCCGACAUCGCUUCCGGUGACGUAGCGGCAGUCGGAAAUUGGGCAAUGAACAGAGUGGAUAGCCCCCCUCGGUCUCCGUAGGUACGAAGGGAGCACCACGGGGGGGACCCGCUCUAGGGGGUAUGCCCGUUAGCCAUCAGGAGGCAGAUGGGGUCCAUAUGAAGGCUGUGGGGUUCGUGGCAGAGGCUCAAAAGGGGACAAGCUUGGCUCAAGAUGCGGGGCAGAAAGGGCAUCUGGAUGCAAAUGCAGGUGGAUCGCAAGGCCGUACCAGGGCUUCCACCAUGGCUGGCAAUAAACAUGAUUAAGGUCAGUUGGUGACCGAAACGUCGUUGUUCCAUGUGAUGUCUCACUAAUAAAGGAUAUUGGUAUAUACCUAGUGGUGCUGCUGUCUUUCACACAUUGCAAUAAAGGUGGGGAAGCCGUUAGGGCCCCCUCCUCAUGCUUGCGGCCUACAUCAGGGGCGAACAAGGCCAAGGUGGCCCCUUUGUGCAGUGCGGAAAAAAGUAAGGGGAAGGCCCCCACGGCUCGAGCAGGGCCUAAAGGGACACGAGCAACUGCAACCUCGAGUAGCAAGGCCACUUGCCAGGAAUUGCAAGUCGCAGGACUGCAGGGUUCGGUAUCGCCCAACAGGACUGAAGCAGCUGGAUCAGGGCAAGUGGUAAUGAGGGGGGCAGUUAAGAGAGGGCAUGUUAAGAUCAGCAUCAGUCCAGGCGAGGGUUUAGUGGGCAGUGAGUACGGGGAUGUAGGCCCAGUAAGGGCGGCUCGCACACAAAGGCGUAGCACGGCUCUCAGGUUUGUGGAUAAAUAUGAAUGUGUGCCAACUGCCAGAACGGAUGAGGAGCCUAAUUUGCAGUUUGGUGUGAGUGACAGUGACCAGGAGGGUGGUCAGGAAUGCGGGGCUGGGGAGGAUAGGGAGGAGAGGGCUGCCUCUUCAUGUGGUACUCCCCUCUUGUCCUCUGUGUUUCAGGUUCCAAUAGCAUCUUCAUCUGGCAGGGAUGCUGCACAGCAGAGGUCUCGGGCUCUUGUUCCCAGAGCAGCGACAAUGUGAUCUGAUGACCCCAGCCCAUCGGUAUCCGGCCAAGGACCUUUGGCAUCCUCUUCCGAACCUCCUGUCACCAGGGUGCAAACGGGCAUGCAUCCACUGCAACCACCAGGCCAGAGAAUCCCUGAACAGUAUGCUCCCAGGCAUGAGGUGGGAUGGAUUGCCUCUGUUGAGGACCCAUACGUCAUGCCACCAAGUUUUGAAGAGGAGCCCUGGCAGGAGCCCUGGCCGGAGGACUAUUCUUUUGGUUAUGAGGGGCAGCCAAGGCAUCCCCAAAGGGUAGAUGUCUUUACCCCCCCCCUCCCAAUAUCAGGCCAGUCAGGACUUUUACCAACAGGACAUACAGACUGGACAGGCUGAGUGGUUGCACACCAGUCAUCAAUGGGACUACCAGUCCACCCGGAGAGCUCCACCAUCCGCUUCCCUUGGAAGAGCUCCAGCAUAUGAAGAGGAGCAUAUAGCUGUGGUAGUUCCUCCUGCAGCACCAGCUGUCAUUGUUCCUCCUGAAGCACCAGCUCUUGUAGUUCCUCCUGAAGCACCAGCUCUUGUAGUUCCUCCUGAAGCACCAGCUCUUGUAGUUCCUCCUGAAGCACCAACUCUUGUAGUUCCUCCUGAAGCACCAGCUCUUGUAGUUCCUCCUGAAGCACCAGCUCUUGUAGUUCCCCCUAUAGCACCAGCUCUUGUAGUUCCUCCUGAAGCACCAGCUGUUGUAGUUCCUCCUGAAGCAACAGCUGUCAUAGUUCCAGAUGCAACAGCAGCUAGAGGUGAACCUGCGCCUAUAAUCCCUGCUGGUGAACAGCCUGUAGAUCCUCUGACUUCUGCCCUGGGUGACCAAUACAUUGCCCUCCAGAGGAGGCUCACCGCAACCUGCAAGAGAAUGCAGAGAGACCAACGCAGGUUUUACAGGAGCCAACAGACUUUACUCCAGUGUUGCAUUGAGCUGCAACAGGACAUGGUAGCAUCUUUAAGUGGUAUAGGCCAGAACCAAUCUCAGAUGAUGAGAGUUAUUUCGGAUAUGCAGAUGCAGACUGACAACAGAUGGCGGGAACAAAACCAACUGUUGGGUGUGUUGGUGGAACAUUUCACACACCAGCAGGACACUGCCUCCAGCCUCUCAUCUGUGGCCAGCACUCCUGCAGAAUCCUCUGAAUCCACACAACCCAGGAGACCCUGGAGAGCCACUCCAGGCACCUCAGCCCCCUCAUCUAAGAAGCCUAAAAAAAAAAAAAUAUUGUUAUAUUUCAGCCUAAAUCUUGUCCUUUGUUAUUUACCAUAUAAUUGUCAUCCACAUCCAUGUGAGGGGUGUUUUAGUACACUAAUAUUUUUGAAAAAUAUAAUAAGGCCUGUGUGGAAAUGGCCCAAAAAAGGUAAUAUCAUCAUGUUUAUGACAUAUUCAUGUUCUCUAAACCACAUCACAUAGUUGUGUAUGAAGGGUACAUAUAGUGAUAUUCACUUUUAAGAUGUAAAUCAAGGUUUCUCACAUCCAAUAGAAAUUGACCCAUGUGCAGGGAUAGACACGAGCCAAGGCUGUGGCGGACAUUUUCUAAGGUAAAGACUUUUAGUGAAGGACACCUUGCCUAUCCCUGCACAUGGGUAUAUAUAUCUAAAUAAUAAUGUUUUUACAGAAGGUGUGAACAUAAGGUAUAAACAUCCAUUUUCAUUCCUCGAAAUGAUAGUCAAUAAAUCAUAGUGACCAAAACAUGAAUUAAA
Bombina bombina (fire-bellied toad) is the source of this 2832-nucleotide messenger RNA. RefSeq names its product YLP motif-containing protein 1-like. The record is from RefSeq and is a predicted model, not a curated record. The transcript has 2 exons. Lineage: Eukaryota; Metazoa; Chordata; Amphibia; Anura; Bombinatoridae. Bases 1406 to 2542 code for a protein of 378 amino acids.